Molecule: messenger RNA, 1631 nt
Organism: Chrysemys picta bellii (western painted turtle)
Lineage: Eukaryota; Metazoa; Chordata; Testudines; Emydidae
Gene: TECTB
Product: tectorin beta
Cellular component (GO): cell surface
Molecular function (GO): extracellular matrix structural constituent
Source: RefSeq, a predicted model, not a curated record
GCAAGCAGAUUUCAGCCAGCAGGCAACUGGCUUUCUGCCAAUAAAUAAAAAUCCACAAUCUUCCAAGCUAAGAUGUAAAACAAAUUUGGUGCAACUUUCAUACUGUUAGCAGACUUCUGUUUGAAGACCAUAAUAAAUAUGUUUAAACCUCAUUCAGAUAGCGUUAAUAAUGUCUAAUCUAGAGCAGGGAAACUGAACUUUCCAUUCAGUUACUUUGUAAAAUUCUUUUUGACCAUCCUACCCUAUUGGAUACUACUGGUUGAUUGAGCUUUAACCAAAGAUGGGUCCCUUUCACAAGAUGGCCUAUAUAAAGUGACGAUAACGCCAGCUGGAUUCAUUUGAAAGAAAGACAUCUUGGGAAGAGCAGAUACACAGCUAACAGAAUCAAACAGGGAGAAUGAACACCUGAAUCCUUUGCCUGUUCUUGUCUUUGUAUUCUCGGCCCCUUGGAAGAAAUGGUGAUUGUUGCUCUUUAUCUGCUGAACAUCUUGGUUCAAGCCUUCGCAGCCCCUUGCAAUCCAAAUAAAGCAGACAUCAUUUUGGUGUAUUGCUAUCCUAAAACCAUCAUUACAAAAAUUCCCGAAUGUCCCUAUGGAUGGGAGGUUAAUCAAUUGGCUCUUGGAGGCAUUUGCUACAAUGGCGUUCAUGAUUCGGGAUACUACCAAUUCACGAUUCCAGAUUUAUCGCCCAAAAACAAGUCCUACUGUGGAACUCAAUCAGAGUUUAAAAACCCUAUCUAUCACUUCUACAACUCCAUCAUCUCCAAUGACAGCUCGGUCAUUGUGAAGAGCCAGCCCGUGAAUUACUCAUUCACCUGCACGUACCAUGCAAACUACUUGGUCAACCAGGCUGCCUUCGACCAAAGUCAUACGGCAUUUUCUCAAUUUUCUAGAGUGGCGACAGUCCAUGUGAAGAAUGGGAGCUCCGGUUCAUUUGAAAGUGAAUUAUCCCUCAACUUCUACUCUAAUGCCAAGUUUUCAAGUAAAAAAGAAGCUCCCUUUGUCGUUGAAACCUCAGAAAUUGGUUCAGAUGUAUUUGCUGGAGUGGAAGCCAAGGGGUUAAGUAACAGGUUUAAAGUAGUUCUGAACAACUGCUGGGCAACACCUUCAUCCGAGUAUUUCUACCAAAUCCAGUGGCCACUGAUCACAAAAGGGUGCGCGACGGACAACUCUAUCUUAGUGCAUGAAAAUGGGAAAAACAGCCGGGCCACCUUCCAGUUCAAUGCUUUCCGGUUCCAAAACAUCCCCAAACUGUCCAAAGUCUGGCUGCACUGUGAGACACACGUAUGUGACAGUGAAAAGUUUUCCUGCCCUGUGCCAUGUGAAAAACGAAAACGACGCACCGAACAAACCGGAGGAGUUCUAGCGGCGGAAUUUGCAGUGCACAGCGGAGGUUUAUCCAGUCACUACAACUUCUCAGCUAUUCUCAGUCAUCUAAUCUUCAUGCUUGGAAUCUCUGCUGUUUUACUGUGAGACACAGCCCAGCUGCAGUUCUUAACCUAUUCCUCCUCCCCCCAGCCCAAACACACUUUGUAACUGUACUUUACUACUUAAAACAAUGUUUAUUUUACUCAUGGGGGGGCAGGGAAACUGUAUUGUUUUACAGGAAAAAUAAAUAAAACAUGGCUUGAU